ACCGAAUACUAAUUUGCCGAUUUUGCCGACUAAAAUCAAAUCUCAAUACUCUCAGUUUCGGGGAAAAGUCGUGUUCGUGGCUCGUCGUCGCCGAAAUUUAAGUAAGUGCUGUAUUCCUAGACACUAUACCUAUACGUUUGUAAAUAACUAUAUCGGCUUCAAUAUGAUUGGAAUAUGGACUUUGUUACGUUUUAAAUCGACCAAUUGUAAAAAAGAUCUGGGCACAGUGUUUAAAAAGAUGAAUAAAGAUACCAAACAGUUAUUCGGCGAUCUGUUAGAAACGAACAAAACGCGAAAACACCGUUUGAAACUUGCAGACAAAAUCGUGGGCGACGAAAAGGAAAAAGAAAAUAAUUAUCUUAAUCGAUUGAAGUCACAGAUCAAACCGACGUUGGAAGAUGGUAUCAAUAGUAUGGUGAAUGAUUCAAAGCAGUAUUUAAACCAAGAAUACUACAGUAAGCUCACCGCCGAAUUGCCUUCCGAAAUGAUUAUUCACGAAACCCCCAAACGUGAUAUACCUUCAGUAACAAACAUUCUUAUUACCACAAUGUCAGAGAAGUCAAAAGCAGCUUUAGAAAAUUGGAAAAAGAGUAUGAUUGAAAAGCUGGGAGAAGACGGUUUUAAUAAAUAUAGCAGAGAACUAAUGGCCAUGGGAAGUGCUAUGCAUAGUAAAAUACAGUCGCAUUUAACCGGCUGCGAACCGGACGUAAGUCAUUACGUUGAAGUAGAAAACUGUUGGAAAAGUUUGGAUGCAGUUUUAAAAAACGUUUCGAAACCGAUUCUGGUGGAAAAAAUGGUCGUACACGACGGAUUGUCGUACAGAGGCAUCGUGGAUUGCGUUGCGUUUUACAAAGACACUCCUGUGGUAAUCGAAUGGAAAAAAUCGUCACGUGAUAAAUCGAGUUUGCAGUCGACGUACGACGCGCCUAUUCAAUUGGCAGCUUAUAUGGGAGCUGUGAAUAACGACAUUUCCUAUGACUUCAAGGUUGAAGAAGGAUUACUAGUCGUCGCGUAUAGUGACGGUCAUCCGGCCAAUGUCUUUAAACUGACAAAAGAAGCGUGUCUCGAUUAUUGGAAGAUUUGGGUGGGUAGACUGAAUAAAUACAAACAAAUUCAAAGUAGUUUUAAGUAAUUAUUGUUAUAGUUCAAUUAAUAUAA
Messenger RNA from Myzus persicae (green peach aphid), 1158 nucleotides. RefSeq names its product mitochondrial genome maintenance exonuclease 1-like. Bases 164 to 1132 code for a protein of 322 amino acids. The record is from RefSeq and is a predicted model, not a curated record. Gene Ontology annotation, biological process: mitochondrial DNA replication. NCBI's taxonomy places the organism in Eukaryota, Metazoa, Arthropoda, Insecta, Hemiptera, Aphididae. Gene Ontology annotation, molecular function: single-stranded DNA exodeoxyribonuclease activity. The transcript has 6 exons. Gene Ontology annotation, cellular component: mitochondrion.